AUGACCAUGACGCGCUUUCGGUUUUCUGCAAUUUUCGCCCUCAUCGCCGCAGCUGCACUCGCCGCGACAACGGCGGACGCACUGUACGCCUCCAUGCCGCCGCGGCUGCGCGAGACCAGCUCAGGCUGGCGCCCUUGUGACCCGAAUGUGCCACAGUGGAGCGGCUACUUCGACAUCCCCGGCUCUGCGGGUGACAAGCACUACUUCUAUUGGGCGUUCGGGCCGCGCAACAAGAACCCCAAUGCCCCUGUUCUCCUCUGGAUGACAGGUGGCCCAGGCUGCAGCUCGAUGCUCGCACUACUCGUGGAAAACGGACCGUGCUUGAUGAAUGAGACGACAGGGGAGAUUUACAACAACACCUACUCGUGGAACAACGAGGCGUAUGUGAUUUACAUCGACCAACCGGCCGGUGUGGGCUUUUCGUACGCCAAUGCCAGCGACGCCGACAAAAACGAGGAGGAAGUGUCGAAUGACAUGUACAACUUCGUGCAGGCCUUCUUCGGUGCCCACAAGGAAUUGCGAAACAAUGACUUCUUUGUGGUUGGUGAGAGCUACGGCGGGCAUUACGCCCCUGCGACAGCGUAUCGCAUCAGCCAGGGCAACCGCAACAACGAGGGCCCGCAUAUUCGCUUGACUGGGCUCGCCGUAGGCAACGGCCUCACCGACCCGUACACCCAGUACGCCUCGUACCCGCCAAUGGCAUGGGACUGGUGCAAGGAGAAACUCGGCGAGCCGUGUGUCAAUGAAGCGGGCUACAAACUGAUGCAGGGAAUGGUGCCAGCGUGUCAGAAGUUUAUUGAGGUUUGCGACUCUGGCGACGGUGUUAUUGCCGAUGCGGCGUGCAUGAUUGGACGUGUCACGUGCAAUCCAAUUAUUGGCAUCUACAGCGCCACAGGGCUGAACAACUACGACAUUCGCAAGAAAUGUGUGGGAACUCUGUGCUACAACUUUGAUGGCGUGGACAAAUUCAUGAACAGAGGAGACGUGCAGAAGGCCCUCGGCGCUGAUCCACAACCCUGGGAGUCAUGCAACAUGUCCGUCAACCUCAUGUUUGCCAUUGACUGGUUAAAGAACUUCAACUACACCAUUCCCGCUCUUCUCGAGGAUGGUGUCCGCGUGAUGAUCUACGCAGGGGACAUGGACUUCAUCUGCAACUGGAUCGGCAACAAGAACUGGACCCUGGCAAUGCAGUGGCCCGGCCAGGACGCGUUCAAUGCGGCCGCCGACGUCCCAUUCGCGACACCGGACGGCACCGUGGCCGGCCUCAUUCGCAGCGUUGCUACCGACACGUCGCCGCUGCACUUCAGCUUCGUGCAGGUCUACAACGCGGGGCACAUGGUGCCGAUGGACCAGCCAGCUGCUGCCUCCGCCAUUAUCAACAACUUCAUGCAAAACAAGCCGCUCAGUUGA
Messenger RNA from Trypanosoma grayi, 1410 nucleotides. RefSeq names its product putative serine carboxypeptidase (CBP1), putative,serine peptidase, Clan SC, Family S10. Gene Ontology annotation, biological process: proteolysis. NCBI's taxonomy places the organism in Eukaryota, Euglenozoa, Kinetoplastea, Trypanosomatida, Trypanosomatidae. The coding region runs from base 1 to 1410 and encodes 469 amino acids. The transcript has a single exon. Gene Ontology annotation, molecular function: serine-type carboxypeptidase activity. The record is from RefSeq and is a predicted model, not a curated record.